CAUUCUGACGUUUCCAUGGAAGCCCACCAAUGUCACAAAACGGCCGAUCUAUGAUAGCUAACACAAUCCGAAGGCUACACAAAUGAAUCUGUGCAAUUAUAUACAUAGCUAGCUCGGAGACGAUAACAGUCGCACACAGACAUCUCCAGUUUGUUCGUUAUUUCAACACUAACUCCGGAAAGGACGAGCAGAAUGAACCGGUUUAAUGUCGCCGUCCCCGUCGACGAAUACCUCUCCGACAGUAAUGUGUUGUUUUACCUGAGUGAUGCAGUGACCCAGCUGCUGGAACAUAAAGAGGAAUACACGCAGUUUGGAGUGGUCCGCUACUUUGCUGAAUACUUCAGCAGCGUGAAGAACAGUAACCAUGUCCUCUUCAGAGAGUAUAACUACAUUAAGGCGACUCCUCAUAACAGAGCCUCCUUCAUCAGAGUCUUCUGGAGAUGCUACAGGCAGAUCGGCAAGAGUGGGGACUUACUAUCCAUGCACGAGUACAGGUCUCUGCUGCAGUUAUUGUGUCCAGACUUCCCAGCAGAGAUGGUGCAAAGCGCAGCCAGAAUUGUUUUGAUGGACGACGCCAUAGACUGCCUGAUGUCUUUCUCUGAUUUCCUCUAUGCCUUCCAACUGCAGUUCUACUACCAAGAAUUCUUGGACAGCGUGCUCGUGAUCUACCAGGAUCUGUUAUCAGGGAAGAGUCCAAACACUGUCAUCGUCCCCACAUCGGCCUCCAUCGAGCAGCUCCCCUCCGUGGCUGCAGAGGAGAACGAAAAGGAGGAGCAGCAGCAGGACGGGGUGGAGUCUUCCACUCUGGCUCAGUGUGUAGACGACCUGUGUGACAGGUUUAAACUCAGUCAUCCUCCAAGGUCCUGUAUGAGGGAAGCACUGGAACAGGUGGACAAAGUUUCUUACUACAGCUUCCUGAUGAGCAUGGCUAAACAUGAGACCAUCAACCAGACAAUCGGAGCGCUACCCAGCAAGGCAGAGCUGCUCAUUGACCCAGAGAUGGACCAGGAACUUGACAAGCUCAUCGCCCAGAUCUCAGUGAGUCCUGGCAGCAACAGCAGUGGCAGCGCUGUGGGGGCACUGAAGGAGGUGCAGAGGAAGGCCUCCCCCAGGAGGAACAUUCACCACAGGAGGAGGAUGGAGGUGGAAAGUGACGGCUCCACAGAAGAGACAGACUCCUCUGAAAACUGACCUGUGACGUGUAAACUUCCAUUGUAGGUCCAGAUCUCAGGAUGUCUGCAUAGCAUACAUCAUAUUAAACCUCUAAUCUGCAGAGGUGGAAAAGCGCACAUUGAGACCCAAGAAGAAGAAAACACUUCACACAACUAGUGAAAAAAAGUCCAGUUAAGCUGUGAGGUAUUCAGAGUAGUUCCUGUAUACUUACCCAGGCACUAUUACUUAUAUGUGUUUGGUAUAGAGAGAUCUGGAAUUACUCCUUUAUAUUGAUAAGGCUGUUUCUGCAUACAGGCCGUAAUAGCUGCCAAGUAAUCCUUUGCGGCAAAACCAUUUCAUUUAAAACCAGAAAAAAACUUUUGCAUGGCUCCCCUCAAAGCUACCAGACUCCACUGACCAUGUUGAAUACAGAAUUAUUGUCAACUGCUGCACCAGUAAAACAUUUUUGUUAUGCACUUUAGCUUCACUGUGGAUGCUUUGAAUUGUUGUCUCUGUCUGCACUGUUUAGUUUUGAAUAUAAAUGUUGUCACUCCAAACAGAA
Labrus bergylta (ballan wrasse) is the source of this 1714-nucleotide messenger RNA. It is a transcript of the gene cstpp1, whose product is annotated as centriolar satellite-associated tubulin polyglutamylase complex regulator 1. The record is from RefSeq and is a predicted model, not a curated record. NCBI's taxonomy places the organism in Eukaryota, Metazoa, Chordata, Actinopteri, Labriformes, Labridae.